AUGGCGGAUGAGGAACAUGCUCAAACCUCUCGGAAGAGGGUUGCAGAUAAACAAAUCAACAAGGACAAUCCUGAGCUUGAUGAUGACUCAUCGGAGCAAGAGGGAGGAACAUUUAAGAAAGCUAGUGAGGAAGUGAUGGCAACCCGAAAAAUUGUAAAGGUUCGGCGCCAGCAGCCGUCGUCAGCUCCUUCUUCUAAUCCUUUCUCUGCAAUUAAGUUUACCACAAGUGAUUCCAGUGUUCAAGCAAGUAUUCCUGUCUCAAAACCUCCACCUUCUGAUGUCACAACGUCAAAUGUAAGGGGCUCAAUUGAGAAAGCUGAUGAGGCCAGCAAUGGAAGUGGGAAAGAUGCUGACAAGAAUGCAGAUUCUAAUGAGGUAGCAGAGAUUCAAAAGGAUGAAUUGGGCCUGAAUGAGUCAAAUGCAGAAAACAAGUCGAAUGCGCCAAUGGAAGCACACUCUUCACUUACUGAAACUGAUAACAAGGCAGGCAGCACAGAGGGUGGAACUGGUGAGGACAAAGUGCUGGUUGGAGAACCCAAGGUAGAUAACAGCAAGACAUCUGGAAUCGAGGGUAAAACAGAAGAUGAAGGUGCUAAAGUGAAUGAAGGUGGAGAUGAAGAUAAAAGCAGCAAGGACGGCGCUGAGAAGAAAGAUGAAUCUGAAUCAGGGACCAAGGAUGAAGUGAAUGCAGGUGGAGAUGAAGAUAAAAGCAGCAAGGACGGUGCUGAGAAGAAAGAUGAAUCUGAAUCAGGGACCAAGGAUGUAUCACCAACACCUCUGUUCUCUUUUAUGAAUGUGUCAAGUGGCCAUAACGCCUUCACAGGACUGGCUGGAACUGGGUUUUCAGCCUCAUCAUUUUCCUUUGGCUCAGCUUCUAAAGAGAGCACAAAUGCUCCCCUAUUUGGGCUAAAGAGCGAUGGUUCAUCCUUCCCUUCUUUCAAUAUCGGUGGUACAAACAACAACGGGAGUUCUGUUCCAUCGCUUGUUGCUGCAGCAGAAGCACCAAAGAAAUUCACCAUGCCAGAGGGCCCAGUGGAGACAGGCGAAGAGAACGAGAUGGCCGUGUUCACCGCAGACUCCGCAAUGUACGAGUACCUCGAUGGGGGCUGGAAAGAAAGAGGAAAAGGGGAGCUAAAGCUGAACGUCCCCGUGUCUGGCGGCGAGAGGUCCCGGCUCGUUAUGAGGGCCAAGGGUAACUACCGGCUGGUCCUGAACGCGAGCCUGUACGACGACAUGGCGCUGAAGGACAUGGAGAAGAAGGGCGUGACGUUCGCCUGCGUCAACAGCACCGGGGACUCGCCGAGCGGGCUCACCACAUUCGCCCUCAAAUUCAAGGACACUGGCAUCAGGGAUGAUUUCAAAGCCGCGGUGGAGGCGCACAAGGCGAAGAAGGCCUCGGACGCGAUCCCCAAGACGCCCGAGUGCUCCCCCAAGGUGUCUGAUGACUGA
Triticum turgidum subsp. durum (durum wheat) is the source of this 1449-nucleotide messenger RNA. The record is from the annotation of a GenBank genome assembly. Lineage: Eukaryota; Viridiplantae; Streptophyta; Magnoliopsida; Poales; Poaceae.